GCCCAAGCUCGACGCACAUGCGUACUUGGCGCGCCGGGGGAGGCGCGCCAGAAGAGUAAAAAUGGCGGCUGCAAUGCGCUUGGCGGCAGCUGGCGCCAGGUUCGGCGGGGUUGUGAGCGGCUUCCGCCCCGCAGCCCGCAGCCUGUGCAGCCAGCCCGUGUCCGUCAGCGAGCGCAUCGAGAACAAGCGCCGCGCCGCCCUGCUGGGAGGAGGCCAGCGCCGCAUCGAUGCGCAGCACAAGCGGGGAAAGCUAACAGCCAGAGAGCGGAUCAGUCUCUUGCUGGACCCUGGAAGCUUUGUUGAGAGCGACAUGUUUGUGGAACACAGAUGUGCUGAUUUUGGAAUGGCUGCUGAUAAGAAUAAGUUUCCUGGAGACAGUGUGGUCACUGGCCGAGGCCGAAUCAAUGGAAGAUUGGUUUAUGUCUUCAGUCAGGAUUUUACAGUUUUUGGAGGCAGUCUGUCAGGAGCACAUGCCCAAAAAAUCUGCAAAAUCAUGGACCAAGCUAUGACCGUGGGUGCUCCAGUGAUUGGACUGAAUGACUCUGGGGGAGCACGGAUUCAAGAAGGCGUGGAGUCCCUGGCUGGCUAUGCAGACAUCUUUCUGAGGAAUGUCUCAGCAUCAGGAGUCAUCCCUCAGAUUUCUCUGAUCAUGGGUCCAUGUGCUGGUGGGGCUGUCUACUCUCCAGCUCUAACAGACUUCACUUUCAUGGUAAAGGACACCUCCUACUUGUUCAUCACUGGCCCUGAUGUUGUGAAGUCUGUCACCAACGAGAAUGUUACCCAGGAGGAACUCGGUGGUGCCAGAACCCACACUACCAUGUCAGGUGUGGCCCACAGAGCUUUUGAAAAUGAUAUUGAUGCUUUGUGUAAUCUCCGGGAGUUCUUCAACUACCUGCCCCUCAGCAAUCAGGACCCUGCUCCCAUCCGUGAGUGCCAUGAUCCCAGUGACCGCUUGGUUCCUGAGCUUGACACAGUUGUUCCUUUGGAAUCUACCAAAGCCUAUGACAUGGUGGACAUCAUACAUUCUGUUGUUGAUGAGCGAGAAUUUUUUGAGAUCAUGCCCAAUUAUGCCAAGAACAUCAUUGUUGGUUUUGCAAGAAUGAACGGGAGGACUGUUGGAAUUGUUGGCAACCAACCUAAGGUGGCUUCAGGAUGUUUGGAUAUUAAUUCAUCUGUGAAAGGAGCUCGUUUUGUUCGAUUCUGUGAUGCAUUCAAUAUUCCACUCAUCACUUUUGUUGAUGUCCCUGGUUUUCUGCCUGGCACGGCACAGGAAUAUGGGGGCAUCAUCCGGCAUGGCGCCAAGCUUCUCUACGCAUUUGCUGAGGCAACAGUGCCCAAAGUCACAGUCAUCACCAGGAAGGCCUAUGGUGGUGCCUAUGAUGUCAUGAGCUCCAAGCACCUCUGUGGUGACACCAAUUAUGCCUGGCCUACUGCGGAGAUUGCAGUCAUGGGAGCAAAGGGUGCGGUGGAGAUCAUCUUCAAGGGGCACGAGAAUGUGGAAGCUGCUCAGGCAGAGUAUGUUGAGAAGUUCGCCAAUCCUUUUCCUGCAGCAGUGAGAGGAUUUGUGGAUGACAUCAUUCAACCUUCCUCUACACGUGCCCGAAUCUGUCAUGACCUGGAUGUCUUGGUCAGCAAGAAGGUACAACGACCUUGGAGGAAACACGCCAAUAUUCCAUUGUAAAUGAAUCAAAGAAAUAUCAGCAAGCAACUAAUUACUCCCUGGUCAUUGCUACUCGUCCUGCCUUUUGCAAUCAUGAAACCUGAGAUUCUAAAUACCAGUAAUAACUUGGAAUGAUUAAGUAUUAUAUUCUAGAA
Talpa occidentalis (Iberian mole) is the source of this 1815-nucleotide messenger RNA. It is a transcript of the gene PCCB, whose product is annotated as propionyl-CoA carboxylase subunit beta. The record is from RefSeq and is a predicted model, not a curated record. The transcript is spliced from 15 exons. Lineage: Eukaryota; Metazoa; Chordata; Mammalia; Eulipotyphla; Talpidae. Gene Ontology annotation, cellular component: mitochondrion. The coding region runs from base 62 to 1681 and encodes 539 amino acids. Gene Ontology annotation, molecular function: propionyl-CoA carboxylase activity.